Molecule: messenger RNA, 570 nt
Organism: Brenthis ino (lesser marbled fritillary)
Lineage: Eukaryota; Metazoa; Arthropoda; Insecta; Lepidoptera; Nymphalidae
Source: the annotation of a GenBank genome assembly
AUGUUUUGUGAUGUGAAUUAUGUGAUUAGAACUACUUUCACAGUAAUAAGUAGUCGUUUCUACCAACGUAAAUAUUCAUUGAACGCCGUUACUACCAUUUAUGGUAUAUGCACAUUUCAAGAUUGUGAUGUGUUCUUCAAAGCUAUACGCAUAGCGAGAAUUAUUCGAGAACUUGACUUUGCAAGAUAUCAUUUCUAUGACCGAACUGGUAUUUAUGAUCGCAGUAGAGAAGUUGGUAUACGAUCACUACAAGGAUCCACUUUAACAGUGUCUUUUGACAUUGUACCUUUGUUUGUACCAUAUAAAAUAAAUACUAAGUUAGUGUACUGGGAUGAAAGGUCUUUAUUCCUUGAGCAUGAAGUGAUAACGUUACAUGAUGGGAAAAUGCGGUGUUUAGUCGUCUCCCGCCAAUUUGCGCUACCAAUUACAAAUAACUCUAGUAAAGAAACUACUGUCAAUCUUCUUAAAUACUUACCAGGAUCGUCUAGAACCCCUCAAUGUCCACAAUAUAUUAAAGAAUGGUUGUUAAGUAUGAAAAUUAACAGUGAGAAAUUAAAAAAGAUGUCGAUU